Molecule: messenger RNA, 4709 nt
Organism: Cercocebus atys (sooty mangabey)
Lineage: Eukaryota; Metazoa; Chordata; Mammalia; Primates; Cercopithecidae
Gene: PJA1
Product: praja ring finger 1, E3 ubiquitin protein ligase
Exons: 2
Coding region: 1901-3835 (644 amino acids)
Source: RefSeq, a predicted model, not a curated record
ACCCGCCCCGCUGCUGUCUGGCGGGGGAGGAGCUCGAGACCGGGAGCAGCGGCUCUGGCGGUCGUGGCGGUCGGAGGUCCGAGAGCUCUGCUUCUCUGAAAAGCGUGUGGCUUUCUGGACUUGCCCCUUUGCGGAGCACUCCGUGGCCUUUCUUCCCAUAUUUUGCUGCUGUUUUGCCAAAUGGUAAAUGGUUAAGAUUUUUAGGUAAAAAUACUGUUCCCAGGGAAAAAAUUGUAAGGAGGAAAAAAUAAUUAUUCUCAGGGAAAACUAGACCCACGCACGCCCUUUUCUUUCAUUUUGCCUCUUCCCUGCUACAUCGGUUUGGGUCUCCCGUUUGAGCUGAUGGCCUUUUCCCACCUCUUAUUAUGACAUUGCGUACCCCCUACCCCACACCCCUCCGUGUCUCGCGAGCACGCGCCCCCGCACAGAAGCUUUCCAUCGCAGCCCCCUCCUUGCCCCUCCAUCCUCAAGGUUCCAGUGCGUCUUCUCUCCCGCGCAUGCGCAGGCACACGCAGCACACACCCUCUCACACACCCUCUCACACACCCUCACACCCUCACACCCUCCCAAGACUUCCCCCUCCUCUAUCCGCCUACGACAUACACACCUCUAGCACCGGCCCCCUCCCUGCUCGGCCUCUGCGUGCUCUCGCGAACACAUGCCUAUUCACACACCCCCUCAGGCUGCUCUCCUUCUUCCUUCCUGUCAUAUACACACAUAAGGACAUCCUUCUAUUGCUGGCCAGUGACAUGCAUAUACAGCCACAUGUGCUCAUUCAUACCCCCUCCUCAAAUGCUCUCCUCUAUUGAUCUCUCUGCCACGUGUGUCAGACACAGCUCUUUCGCUGGUCCCUGAGGUGCACACACACACUCACAUAAAUCCUUCUAUGGGGACACCACCUGCUUCCCUGCUUGCCAUAUCCACACAGGCAGGCAUCGUUCUUUGAUUGCCGGCCUCUGUUUCAUCCACCUCAAGCGCAUCCGUCUCCAGUGCUGCGCCACUCCCGACCCCCGCUUCCGUUUGUGCCUGCUGCAUUUGCUCACACUGACAUUUCUCCAUUGUUGCCUCCCAUUUUGACUAACAUACGCACACACAAACUCUCAGACACUCCUCUCCAUUGCCAACCAUACACUCCCCUGCCUGUGACAUACACAUAAACAUGGGCAUCCUUCUGUAGUUUCAGCUGCCACACAUAUAGCGACACACACAAACACCUUCCCUUUCCUCAUACAUACACACACCCCUCUCCUCCAAAGCCACCCCACCCAUGCCUGUCAUUUUCAUACCCACAUCCAGAAUCAUUCUAACACUCAUACCCUUUCCCCCUACAAACAAUAAACAUCCCUCUGUUGCAGGAUUGCUGGUCCCCUUCCACCUGUCCCUCUCCUCUUGAUAGACACAUAGGCACUUGUGCGCACACAGCGAUCUGUAUUUUCCACUCUAUUCCAAUUUGCAUUUCUCCUGUAUGUCUGCAGCACUCAGAAGAACGCAGACACUCCAUAAAAAGAAAACUACAACAGACUUUCCUUUCCCCACAUUGGCACAAUUCUACAGUACUUCACCCACCUUCCAAGUGUCCGGUCACCCCCCAUCUUCCGUCAGAUUCUCCCCUAAGUCUGGCUUUCCUGCAAACCCAGUCUUGUAAUCAUUUUGCCAACAUUAAAAAUGUGUUUCAGGUCUACACCUGUCACUGAAAUGCUACUCCAGGCCUUAGAAGAAAGUGAAACUAAAUUUAAAGGCCCCUUAUUAUUUCAGUUACCUGCCUGCUGAAGUGAAAAUAAAUCUCCCUGCUCCUUUAUUCUAAACUGAUUUUACUUUCCCAUCUGAAAAAUGUGUGCAGGGAGCAGGAAUCUUCCUGCCCGAGCCCCAGCUGUAUUGAAAACCCUCCUAAGUCAGAGUGAUGGGUCAGGAAUCUAGCAAGCCUGUAUGGCCCAAUCCAACAGGAGGGUAUCAGUCCAAUACAGGUAGGAGGUAUGGAAGAAGGCAUGCUUAUGUCAGUUUCAGGCCACCCACGAGCCAGCGGGAAAGGAUUGCCAGCCAGAGAAAGACGAACUCCAAAGUCCCAAUGCACAGAUCAGCCUCCAGUCAAACCACCAAGAGGAGCCGAUCGCCAUUUUCCACUACUCGUCGUAGUUGGGACGACAGCGAGAGUUCGGGAACCAACCUAAAUAUUGAUAAUGAGGACUAUUCCAGAUAUCCGCCAAGAGAGUACAGAGCUUCGGGUAGCAGAAGAGGAAUGACCUAUGGACAUAUUGACUCUUAUGGGGCAGAUGAUAGUGAGGAGGAGGGGGCUGGGCCUGUUGAGCGACCGCCAGCGAGAGGAAAAACUGGCAAGUUUAAAGAUGAUAAGCUGUAUGACCCAGAGAAAGGGGCAAGGUCUUUGGCUGGGCCACCUCCACAGUUCUCUAGUUUUAGCCGUGAUGUGAGAGAGGAGCGAGACAAGUUAGACCCAGUCCCUGCAGCAAGAUGCUCAGCUAGCAGAGCUGACUUCCUGCCACAAAGUAGUGUGGCCUCACAGUCGUCUUCUGCUGAAGGCAAGGUGGCUACAAAAGGUGACAGCUUGGAGAGGGAGAAAAGGGAGCAAAAUUUACCUGCACGUCCCAGCAGGGCUCCUGUGAGUAUUUGUGGUGGUGGGGAAAACACCUCAAAGAGUGCAGAGGAACCUGUGGUCAGGCCCAAAAUCAGAAACCUGGCAAGUCCAAACUGCGUGAAACCAAAAAUUUUUUUUGAUACUGAUGAUGAUGAUGAUAUGCCACACAGUACUUCCAGGUGGAGGGAUACUGCCAAUGACAAUGAAGGCCACUCAGAUGGCCCAGCAAGAAGAGGCAGAGGCGAGAGUUCAAGUGGCUAUUCUGAGCCAAAGUACCCUGAAGACAAACGGGAAGUGAGGAGUGACCAAGUGAAACCAGAAAAGGUGCCGAGACGACGACACACCAUGGCCGACCCUGACUUCUGGACACACAGUGAUGAUUACUACAAAUACUGUGAGGAAGACUCUGACAGUGACAAAGAGUGGAUUGCUGCUCUGCGUCGGAAGUAUCGAAGCCGAGAGCAAGCCCUGUCCUCCAGUGGCGAAAGCUGGGAGACUCUGCCGGGGAAAGAAGAGCGGGAACCUCCACAGGCUAAGGUGAGUGCCAGCACUGGCGCCAGCCCCGGCCCCGGUGCUAGUGCCAGUGCUGGGGCUGGCGCCGGGGCCAGUGCUGGCAGCAAUGGCAACAAUUACCUUGAAGAAGUUCGAGAACCAUCUCUUCAGGAAGAGCAGGCAUCCCUGGAAGAAGGAGAAAUUCCUUGGCUCCAGUACAAUGAGAAUGAGAGUAGCAGUGAGGGGGAUAAUGAUUCUGGUCAUGAGUUGAUGCAGCCUGGGGUAUUCAUGCUGGAUGGAAACAACAACCUUGAAGAUGACUCCAGUGUGAGCGAAGACCUAGAAGUGGAUUGGAGCCUCUUUGAUGGAUUUGCAGAUGGGUUAGGAGUGGCUGAAGCCAUUUCCUAUGUGGAUCCUCAGUUCCUCACCUACAUGGCACUUGAAGAACGCCUGGCCCAGGCAAUGGAAACUGCCCUUGCACACUUGGAGUCUCUUGCAGUGGAUGUGGAGGUGGCCAAUCCACCAGCAAGCAAGGAGAGCAUUGACGCUCUUCCCGAGAUCCUGGUCACUGAAGAUCAUGGCGCAGUUGGUCAGGAGAUGUGCUGCCCCAUCUGCUGUAGCGAAUAUGUGAAAGGGGAGGUGGCAACUGAGCUGCCAUGCCACCACUAUUUCCACAAGCCGUGUGUGUCCAUCUGGCUUCAGAAGUCAGGCACCUGCCCUGUGUGCCGCUGCAUGUUCCCUCCCCCACUCUAAAGACCAAGGCUGUUUACUCCUGGUCUGAUUAUUUUCCCCAUCUGAAAUCCACAAUACUGCAGGAGCCCUCUUGAAAUUAACAAUGGAAACAAAACCAGUCAGUCAGUUAGCCUAAACCUAUUGAUUCCUCGUGAUUAUUUCCAAUGUGAAAACAGUUGUGUAUGAUUGCAUUAAAAAUCAUAUCAUCUUUUAGAGGUUAGAAAAGGGAAAACUAAACUUUAUAAAUGCUACUUGAGAUUGCAGUAAGAACAUACGUUUUCUAACCUGAAAGUUAAAUCGCAUUUGUUUUCUUCAGUAGAAUGUGUUGCUGUUACUUGUAAUGUCAAGUGUAUCUGUUAAAUAUGUCCAAAAGGCAAAAUCAUUUUUGUUGCAUGUUAUGGGUCAAUGUUCCUGUAAUUGCAGUGCUGUAAAAGCUUAUUAAAGUUUUUCUUUUGGUUUUACAUGGUAUAAUGGAAUUCUUUGGUUUUGUCUGAAACAGUGGUACUGAAUGACUUUAUAAUUGAUCCCUUGCAUUUGCAUCAAAAACUUUAGUUUCACUGGAAAUGCUGACUUCAACAAUCGCAAAACAACCAAAAAAAAAAAAAAAACAACAACAAAAAAAAUGAGGGCAGUGACUUUAAAAGUAGGAAUAAAGUGUAUGGUUGUCCAGCUACUACAGGGAAAAAGUCAAAUAGAUGAAGAAGGAAGAAAACAAAGAAGGAAAGAAAGAAACAAUAAGAAAGCAUGGUAAAGAAACAAAACAAUGGCAGGAUUAAGUCCAAACUGAAUGUAGGGAUGAAUGAGUUGAAAUCACCUUUGAGAAAAUAGAAACUCUCAGAGGGAAUGGGUCCAAAAAAAUAAAGCUAUAUGCGAAUUUUAUAGCUUAACACAGUGA